ACGGCGCGCGGAGCCAGGAGCGCCGGGCGCGCGCCUGGGGAGGAGGGGAGCCCCAAGGAGCCACAAUAGGCCAGACGGCGCGCGCGUCUCCGAGGGGCUGGGGGCCGCGAGGCGGCGGCCGCAGCGACGCCGGCUGGUCCGCGUGCGCGGUGCCGCCGCUGGCUGCUUUCCCCUCCCCUCCCCCUCCCCGCCGCCCUCGCUCUCCCCCGGGCGGCCGGAGACGGCGGCGGCGUCUGCGGGAAGCCGAGUGUCUCCGCAGUGACGUGGGCGGGCCGAGGGCUCGGUGACGUCAGAGGGCUGUGUGUAGCGAUGUGUGUGGGGUUCGGAGCGGCGCCGGCAGAGCCCAAGAGAGCGGGCGAGCGGCAGCGACGGCGGGCACAGAUUAAUUAAAAGAAGAAUGGAUAGCAAUCCUUGAAGAUAACUGGACUGUUUUCCUUUAGAAUUCGUUUUUUUAAUUACAGAAGUUCAAGUGGAGUGAGAGGCUCUUCUUAUGGUGUGAGGAUUUAUACAAACCUCCAGUUUGUCAACAUAGAACAACAGAUCAUUUUUAGAGAAGAUAAUUUCUUCUUUACCUUUUUUUGGUCUCCUUACUGCCAAAAAUUAAAUUUGGGUAUAUCAUUUUGACUUGUGUUUGUGUCUAGAUUUUAUGACACAAGUAAUUGCAUGAACUUCUCAUGCGUUUUGCUUCAAACCAGACCAAACCUUUGUAUUGAAGCUGGACAUCUUGACUUGAGAAAAUUGACAACUUAAUUUUAAUAAGAAUCUGAAGAAUUAAAAACAAAGGCUUCCUCAGAGGCGUGCCUCUGAGUGAAAUUAUACUGGAAUAUAAACAAAAAAAAUUGGGAAAUCUAUUGAGCAGUUUAGGGAGAUCUCUCUUUGGAAAUUUAAAUUUUCUGAUAGAGUUAGUUAGCAUAAGUAUUGAUAUACAUUGCUUUUCUCUUUUCAAGCAAGCAACUAAGUAACAAUGCAGAUAUCAUAUUUACUUAAUUGACACUAUAGUUAUAGCAAUGGAAAACCUGCAGGCAAAUUUCUCCUUGGUUCAGGGCUCAAAUAAAAAACUGAAUGAGAUGGGAGAUGAUGGCAGCCCUCCAGUGAAAAAAAUGAUGACAGACAUUCAUGCAAAUGGAAAAAUGAUAAACAAACUGCCAGCAGUUAAGAAGGAACACUUGGAUGACUAUGAAGUGCCAAUGGAAAUGGAUGGAGAGCAUGUCAAGGGAACCUGUGCCUCUGUGCCUGAACCUUUACAUUUAAAUCCCAGUUUGAAACACACUUUGGCACAAUUCCAUUUAAGUAGUCAGAGCUCCCUGGGUGGACCAGCAGCAUUUUCUGCUCGAUAUUCCCAAGAAAGCAUGUCACCUACUGUGUUUCUGCCUCUCCCAUCUCCUCAGGUUCUUCCUGGUCCACUGCUCAUCCCUUCUGAUAGCUCCACGGAACUCACCCAGACUGUGUUGGAAGGGGAGUCUAUUUCUUGCUUUCAGGUUGGAGGAGAAAAGAGACUCUGUUUGCCCCAAGUCUUAAAUUCUGUUCUCCGAGAAUUUUCACUCCAGCAAAUAAAUACAGUGUGUGAUGAAUUGUACAUCUAUUGUUCAAGGUGUACUUCAGACCAGCUUCAUAUUUUAAAGGUUCUGGGAAUACUUCCAUUCAAUGCCCCAUCUUGUGGACUGAUCACAUUAACUGAUGCACAAAGACUUUGUAACGCUUUAUUGCGGCCACGCACUUGUCCACAAAAUGGUAGCAUACUUCCUGCUAAAAACUCAUUGGCCCAGUUAAAGGAAACUGGCAGUGCAUUUGAAGUGGAACAUGAAUGCUUGGGCAAAUGUCAGGGUCUUUUUGCACCCCAGUUCUAUGUUCAGCCUGAUGCACCGUGUAUUCAGUGUCUGGAAUGCUGUGGAAUGUUCGCACCCCAGACAUUUGUGAUGCAUUCUCAUAGAUCACCUGACAAAAGGACUUGCCACUGGGGCUUUGAAUCAGCCAAAUGGCCUUGCUAUCUUCACGUGAACCAGAAGUACUUAGGGACACCUGAAGAAAAAAAACUGAAAAUAAUUUUGGAAGAAAUGAAGGAGAAAUUUAGCCUGAGAAAUGGAAAGAGAACUCAAUCCAAGGCAAAUGCACCAUCAGGAAUGGAAUUACAGCCAUGGUAUCCUGUUAUAAAGCAGGAAGGUGACCAUGUUUCUCAGACACAUUCAUUUUUACACCCCAGCUACUAUUUGUACAUGUGUGAUAAAGUAGUUGCCCCAAAUGUGUCCCUUGCUUCUGCUGUAUCCCAGUCUAAGGAGGUCACAAAGACAGAGGCAGGUAGGGUCAGACUGAGACAGUUUGAGAAGCCUCACGGUAGUGGGAAACAUCAAAAACCAGUGUCUUAUCCAGAUGUCUCACUGGAGGAACAGGAGAAAAUGGAUUUAAAAACAAGUGGAGAAUUAUGUAGCCAUUUUGAUCCAUCAAUCUCAAAUAAUUCUACAAGUAAAAAGAAAUCUGAGUCUACCACUUUCAACUUAGUCAGAGAUACAAGCAAGGCAGUAAUUGACCAUGAUGCUGCAGCCUCAUCUCCACUUCUUGUCAAAGAUGUCAUUUGUGAGGAUGAUAAGGGAAAAAUCAUGGAAGAAGUAAUGAGAACUUAUGUAAAACAACAGGAAAAACUGAACUCAAUUUUGCAGAAGAAGCAACAACUUCAGAUGGAAGUUGAAAUGUUGAGUAGUUCAAAAGCUAUGAAGGAACUCACUGAAGAACAGCAGAAUUUACAGAAAGAGCUUGAAUCUUUGCAGAAUGAACAUGCACAAAGAAUGGAAGAAUUUUAUGUUGAACAGAAAGACUUAGAGAAAAAGCUAGAGCAGGUAAUGAAGCAAAAAUGUACCUGUGACUCAAAUUUAGAAAAAGACAAAGAGGCUGAAUAUGCAGCACAGUUGGCAGAACUGAGACAGAGAUUGGACCAUGCCGAGGCUGAUAGGCAAGAACUCCAAGAUGAGCUCAGACAGGAACGGGAGGCAAGACAGAAGUUAGAGAUGAUGAUAAAAGAUUUAAAGCUGCAAAUUUUGAAAUCAUCAAAGACUGCUAAAGAAUAGAAACCUUUAGAGAGAUUCAUCUGUGUAUUUCCAAUAGGGUUUAUUUUUGUUGGAUUGUUUGUUUUGGUUAUUCAAUUCUGAACAACGUGUUUGCAUGAAGAUAACUAGGCAUUCUAUCCAUUUUUAGAUCAGAGAAAGUGAAUAGAUUAUAUAUUAGUACAUAAAUUUUCACAUUUUCCAAAUGAAUGAAAAUGUAUGUUUCUUUGUAUUUUUUUCCAACCAGCUUAGUAACAAUACUAUAUAGUUUCAAGUUUUAGAUAAUCUGCCUAUAUUUCUAAUGUAAAUUUAGCAGUUGUAUACUUUUUAAAAGCUUCAUUGUAUGAUGAAAAAUCAUUAUGGUUAAUUUUGUUAUCCAUAUUUCAGACUCAAUUUUAGAUACAGUGGUGGCUUCAUUUUUCAUAUAUAUAAAGCUACUCAAGAAGUUGAAUCUCCAUUUUUUUCAUUAACACAAUUUCCAUUCUAAGUUGAUACAGUAAUACUGAUACCUUAUACUCAUUAUUAAAUACAAAACUUGCUUUUAUUUUGUUCCUUUGUGGAAUGAGUUUCCACCAGUUCUCUUUUUAAUGUCUCCUAAGAGACAUUUUUUCAAAAGAGAAAUUUUAUUUGAGAUUAUAGCACGCCCCAUGGGCAUGAUGGGGAGGGAUAACAUGCUUUGUUACAAACUACUGCUGAACAAAAGAAACAGUUGUGAUUUGUUUUUUGGUUUAAAUGUGGUAAUAUGUAGAAUUUUCUUAAUGCAGCAACUUGAGGGUAUAAAAUUAAUAAUUUUUGAACUUUUUGUUAACAGUGGUGUUAAAAUGUUAAUGUUCUUAAGAAAAACUGAUAUCAUUGAUGUACAUCAGUUUCUAUAUAAUCCAUAAUCCUCCUGUACAGUUUUUGUAUGUAGUAAUGGGUCUUACUGAAAAUUAUAUAAUGGGUUUGUUUUCCUUUAAAUUGUAAAAUAUUAAACACCUUGAAGGUUAUUUUGGACUUUUGUAUGUGUAAAUGUUAAGUCUUACAGAUUUGCACGAAUGGACCAUUUUCAGUUACUACUUAAUAAUCAAAAUCAGGAAUUUAUAGUCAACUGAUAGUAUUUGAUAGGUUAAUAUAGGGGAGUUUAGUUACCUGCUACUAAAAGGCUUUUAGAUAAUCUUCAGAAGACAAAGGAAUAAUAUAGUUUGGGGGAGGAACAACAUCAUCUGCACUUUUUUUUUU
This is a messenger RNA of Manis pentadactyla (Chinese pangolin), 4253 nucleotides long. RefSeq names its product SKI like proto-oncogene (gene SKIL). Gene Ontology annotation, biological process: negative regulation of BMP signaling pathway. The record is from RefSeq and is a predicted model, not a curated record. The transcript is spliced from 7 exons. Gene Ontology annotation, cellular component: nucleus. The coding region runs from base 1008 to 3059 and encodes 683 amino acids. Lineage: Eukaryota; Metazoa; Chordata; Mammalia; Pholidota; Manidae. Gene Ontology annotation, molecular function: SMAD binding; DNA-binding transcription factor activity, RNA polymerase II-specific; RNA polymerase II cis-regulatory region sequence-specific DNA binding.